GUGCGAGGCUACCGCAUUGGGCGGGUCUCCAUAAUCACAAGAAUGGAGUCGAUCGGCGGGCAAACGUUUCAUUACACGCUUUGAAAUGAAAUUUCCCACGGGCAGUUUUUAAUUAUUUCAUUUCCCUGCCGCCGAUGAUGACCAGAUACUGUGAAAGGCCAUUGGCUUGUGUAAAUUUAAGGACCACACGAGGGGAUGUCCCAACGAGAGUAAAUGUGAGGUGAGGAUAAAGAAGGGCCCGCCGUCGUAGCCGUACAGCUUCGGGGAAAAGUGGGUAGCGCCGCCUGACGGACCGCCCGACGAACCGGGGAGCCGCCGUCAGGAAACCGCGGUGCCGAGAAACAGCUGACACAAGACUAUACACUCGCACCCCUGUAUCAGCAUGGCUGAGCAACAGCAGGAGGCAGAGGAUGUGUAUGUGGAGCACCAGUAUAUGUGCAGUGAGUGCCAUCAGCUCUUCAACACCCUUGAGGAUGUGCUGAUCCACCAGCAGAUCCACACUGGCCAGGAGGGGGAAGGGGAUGUAGGGGAGGCCAUGACCAUCCAUAGUGUCCAUGAGAUGGGGCAGACACAACAGUACCAGUGUCUGGAGUGCGGGGCCCUCCUCGUGAACCCAGAGGAGCUGCUGCAGCACCAGGAGAUGCACAUGAGGGAGGCAGGGAUGGAGUUGGAGCAGCAAGGGCUGUGUGAGGUUUUGGAAGCGGAGGAAGUAGGAUCGGAGUCUCAGGUGUCAGGGCCUGUCCAGUACCAGUGUCUUGACUGUCUGGCUCUGUUUGACUCACCUGACACCUGGCUAGAGCACAGACGCACCCACAGCAGGAGCAGCACACACAGUAAUACAGAGACCAUGGAGUAUGUGCUACAGCCUGAUGGCACCGUCACUCCUCUAAACAGUAUGCAGAACUACGUACUAAGUGAGCAGCAGGCUGGGGAGAUCUUAGCACAGGUACUUGCCCAGCAGCAACAACAGCAGAAAAAAAGGCAAUCCGUCCCCAAACUUGCACCCUCUCGUUCCGCCUUGCUGCCUCCAGUGACAGCCACCCCAGGCUCGGCCACCAUGCACCUGCAGAUCCUGACAGCUCAGGCUCUGGCCGAUAACUCCAACAGCUCAAGUCAGCGUCGCUCCAAGCUGCCCCCUCUGCUUCCUGCCAUGGCCAGACAUUCUGCUGCAAAGCUGGGGGUCCUGGAAAACGGCGUCCAGAGACUUGAGUUAAGGUUGGCCCCCGGCGUCCAGGGCGACACCCAGCAGCAGCAAACAGAGGUGGUGGUCAUCCACCCUUACGAGUGCUCUGAGUGCUCCCUUCUCUUCCAGACCCCAGAGGACUUCCUCCAGCACCAGGGGGAGCACUUCCUGGGUCAGGACAAAGAAAGCGGAGAGCCAGGCGUCAUGGGGGGCUUUGAGGAGGUGCGAGGGAAGGAGGAGACAAUGGAAAGGGUGGAGGACAUCCGGGUCAGAGUAGUAGAGAAGAGAGCAACGGCCUGGGCAAGACCCCAACAGUGUGAGCUCUGCAACCGCACCUUCACAUCUGUUAACCGACUGGCUGCUCACAAGCGUGUGCAUGAGCAGGGAACGCAUGAAUGUCCAGAGUGUGGCAAGGUGUUCAAGAAGGCUACAUCCCUGCAGACACACAUGCGCACACACUCCGGGGUAGCCAGGUACCUGUGUGUGGACUGUGGCAACGGCUUCACUACUGAGAUGACUCUUAUCAUGCACAGGAAGUCCCACACUGCAGACCCGCUUCACAAGUGCCAGUUCUGCAACAAAACCUUCACUAACAUGACCAAGUACCUCUACCACCGUAGAACCCACCUCAACCGUGAUCCAUCAGGCACAUCUGCCCCCGUCUCAACGGUCUCAGCUCCAAGAAGAGCAUCUCUCUCUGCCCUCGCUAUUCUACAGAGAGCAAGAGAGAAGAAGAAUUCCCAGACUGCUGAGGUCAACAUUAACCUGCUGGCCCCUCUCACCGAGGACGAGAUGGAAAAACUGGGAGAAGAGCCAGUAGAAAGCUCUCAGAGCAAAGAGGGAGGAGGUGAAGAGGAGCAGCAGACUGAGGAGGACACCAUGGAGUUGUCUGCUCCACCUGAAGUCAACACUCAAGACCCCAAGCAGGUGGAGGAUGCCACCAAAUCUGUUUCAGCUACAGACUCUGCUUCCCUGGAAAACACAGGUGUAGGAGGUACUCCUGGCCCUGCUGACUCAGCAGAAGUGGCUCCAGCUGCAUCAGACAAAGGAUCUUUUUCUUGUCGCUCGUGCUCGAAAACCUUCCCCUCCCAGCUUCAGCUAGUCCACCAUCGAAGGAAGUCCCAUGUCACAGAGCGAACCUUUGUCUGCGGCAUCUGUGGUAAGUCCUUCAAGAAGCAGAUCCACGUACGCAACCACAUCCGCACUCACACUGGCGAGCGGCCCUUUCAGUGUUCUGACUGCGGCAAAACCUUCUCAUCUCUGGCCAAUCUGAUGAGGCACAAUCUCGUCCACUCGGGUGUGCGACCUUACCGCUGUGACGUCUGCCACCGCUCCUUCUCUCAGUCCUCCAAUCUACGUCAGCACAGUCUGCUGCACUCAAACUCUAAGGCACUGAGCUGCCAGGACUGCCCCGCCACCUUCCGCUGGCCCACCAAGUUAGCAGCACAUCGCUACACCCAACAUCCAGGGGCCCCGGCCCCUUUCCCAUGUCCCCACUGUGAGGCCGGCUUCCUGACAAGAAGGCAGAGAGACAGCCACUGUCUGGAGCAACACCCCACACAGAUGCAGACAGGUAAAGGCACACACAUGGAAAAAGAGACAUUAAGUCAGUCCGAGGUGGGAAAAGAUUUGACCUCAGAGCCCUCCACUUCAACUCCACAGGAGACAGAAUCCGGGGAUUCAGCCACUCUCUUGCGAGGAGGUCUAGAUUGCAACAUUUGUGGGAAGAAGCUCAAUUCUCCUGCCAAUCUGCGACUUCACAGACUUAGUCACUUUGCUCUAGGCCCCGGGCGGCCACGCUGCACUACAGGGAAGCGGCCCAAAGCCUAUCAAUGUACCAUUUGUGGCAAACUGUUUGUGUCUUCUUCAGGAGUGGUACUUCACCAGCGAGUCCACACUGGCGAGCGCCCUUUCCCCUGCCAAGUAUGCGGCAAGCGUUUCCGUCAGAACACACACCUCCGCGAGCACUUGCGCACGCACUCGGGCGAGCGGCCAUUCCGCUGUGAGAUAUGCGGAAAGGGUUUCAUCCAGAGUAUGCACCUGGCUGAACACCGCCGGACACACACGGGAGAACGGCCACACGCAUGUCCGCAGUGUGGCAAAGCCUUCAAGACCUUUUCCAACCUGAGGAACCACAAGAAAACCCACGCCCGGCAGCAAAGGCUGGAUGAACAGGCUGCUGGCAAGGCUGCCAUGGAGACCAGCACUGCUGUGGCUGUGGUUGAUGCUUCAGUGGUGCAAGUAGCUAAUGGGCAGCCUCAGGUGAUCCAGAUCCAAGCCUCAGAUCUUCAGCAGGGACAGGGCACCCCUACCAUCAUGUGUAAUGAGUUUGGUGAGACCAUAGCAAUCAUUGAGACCAGUGAGGGCGGAGCACUCCCUCUGGAGCAGGCCUUGGAGAUCUAUCACACAGCUUUGGAGAACGGCCUCGCCAUGGACACUCUGGAUGGACUGCAGAUCCUCUGAGGACGAUUUUUUUUUUCUGUUGCUGAAUUUGAAGAUGGUACAUGUCUUAACACUGCCUAAAACUAAGUGUUCAGUAAUGAUUAACAGGAACCGAAUAAUUAAGUACUGGACAUAUUUAGUUCACCAAACAGGCCAAAGUAAUUUGACUUCCCUCUUUUACAAAGCUAACUGGGAUCAGUAUUCAAUUUUAUUGAAAUGAUGCUUUCUAAAUGUAUAGAUAUGGGAUUCAUCAGGAGUAAGGACCAUUGCUUGUGCCUCAGAACAUAUUUGUAUGAUUAAUUUUUUAUCAUUUAUAUGAUUUGGAUGUGAUUUUUUUUUUCCUGUUUGAAGGCUCUGUUGGCUGAAGAAGUAUCCUGUUGUAAAUAUGUGAUCAAUAAAUGUUUUUUUUUUCCAC
Molecule: messenger RNA, 4040 nt
Organism: Labrus bergylta (ballan wrasse)
Lineage: Eukaryota; Metazoa; Chordata; Actinopteri; Labriformes; Labridae
Gene: znf526
Product: zinc finger protein 526
Biological process (GO): regulation of transcription by RNA polymerase II
Molecular function (GO): RNA polymerase II cis-regulatory region sequence-specific DNA binding; DNA-binding transcription factor activity, RNA polymerase II-specific
Source: RefSeq, a predicted model, not a curated record